Messenger RNA from Cajanus cajan (pigeon pea), 1422 nucleotides. RefSeq lists its product as uncharacterized. The record is from RefSeq and is a predicted model, not a curated record. NCBI's taxonomy places the organism in Eukaryota, Viridiplantae, Streptophyta, Magnoliopsida, Fabales, Fabaceae.
AUGAGCCGAUUCAACAAAGCGGCUCUUGAAAUCCGAGACCUCAAUCCGGCCGUCGCCCUUCAUCAUUUGACUAUAGCUCUGAAGCCGGGACCAUUUGCUAACAGCAUCUGCAAGAAACCCCCGUCCGACAUGGACGACUUGAGAUGUCGUGCCGACAAAUACAUGCAGAUGGAGGAACUCGCGAAAUUCCGUAAUCAGGCCAAGGCGGAGGUAGCGGCCAAGGUUGAGAAGCCGGCCGAAAGCUCUUACCGUAACCGGCCCAAGGACCUCGUCCCAAGAGACAAGCCUGUGCGAGGACCGAGGUACUCUCAUUAUACUCUGCUGAAUACUAGCCGAUUGGCUGUCUUGGACCAAGCACUUGCUUCGGAGGUCCUGUCAGUGCCGAAGCGAGCUGCGACUCCUCCUCGUGCCAACACUACCAAGUCUUGCAAGUAUCAUCGUAACAGGGGCCACUCGACUGACGAAUACGAUGACCGACGACAUCGUAGAGAUCAGCCUGACCAAGACAGGUCCGACAGGCACCCCUACAGGGAACGGAGCCAGUCGAGGGGCCGGAAGGAAGACGACCCGACACCCCAGCCUCAAAGAGUCAUCAACACCAUUGCCGGUGGAUUCGCAGGCGGCGGUUCUACCUCUUCAGCACAAAAGAGACACCUCCGAGCCGUCCGAGCUGUGCACGCGAUUGAACGCACUCAACGAAGGAUGCCUUCCAUCACAUUCACCGAGGCCGACUUUAAAGGCAUCGAUCCCGAUCAAGAUGACCCCAUGGUUAUCAGCGUUGAGAUCCACAACUGCAUUGUUCGGAAGACGUUGGUCGACCAGGGAAGCUUGGCCGAUAUCCUCUACUGGAACACCUUCAAACAGCUCGACACCCCAGAGGCCGAGUUGAUUCCCUACAAUGAGCCAUUGGUUGGAUUCUCCGGUGAACGUGUCCAAACCAAAGGGUACAUCAAGUUAUCCACUCACUUCUGCUUCGAUGGAGCCGAAGCUCGAGACAUCUCGGUGAACUACGUGGUUGUGCACGCCAACACGUCAUACAAUAUCCUCCUCGGAAGGCCCUCCCUCAACAAGUUGGGUGCGAUCGUGUCAACCCCACACUUAGCCACGAAAUUCCCUUCCGAGUCGGGUCGGAUCAUUUCCAUCCAUGCCGAUCAGAAAGCGGCUAGGGAGUGUUAUUUCGCUAGUCUUCGGUUGCCUCGACUUGAAACGGCCGAGCCGCGUGGAGUGAAACGAGUGCACAUAGUGGCCCAAGAAAUUGACACAAUUGUGGACUUCGACCCUCGAAUGGAGCAAGACGAGAGGGUCGAACCGAUUGAAGACCGACACCCUAUUGUCAUCGGGCCGACCGACCUACACGUGACCUACCUGGGUUCCAACCUGUCCGCGACGGAAAGGCGCGAAAUCGGACAAGUCGUUAGAUAA